AUGUACUCGCAUCACUCGCAUUCAGGACAAUACUGCCAGCAUGCGAAAGGCAGUUUGGAAGAUAUGGUUCUAAAGGCACUAAGUCUGAAUUACAAGUUGUUAUGUCUCACCGAGCACAUGCCUAGACUGGAGAAUAAGCAUCUUUAUCCAGAGGAGCUUGAAACUAAUACUUCCAUCCAAGAUCUUGAAAAAACUUUUGAUGACUACUUUGCAGAAGCACAGCGACUCAAGGCAAAGUAUGCUGGCCGAAUUGAACUCUUGGUUGGGUUCGAAUCGGAGGGUAUAUCACCUGCAUACAACAACUACACCAAACAACUCUUGGCAAAGUAUGACUUCGACAUGUUUGUUGGCUCUGUCCACCAUGUCAAUGGCAUCCCUAUUGACUUCGAUGAAGUGCAAUUCACUCAAGCAAUGGAAUCAUGCGGAGGUCUCGAACAGCUAUACUCUGAGUACUUUGAUCUGCAAUAUGCUGUGCUGCAGCUCCACCCUACUGUGCUUGGCCAUUUCGAUCUAAUAAGGCUGCUCUCACCCGAGUUCGACCUCAAAAACUCUGGUGUCUGGCCGAAAGUCGUUCGUAAUGUCCAAUUUGCUGCCAAUUCAAAAUGUCUUAUUGAAAUUAACCACUCGGCUAUUCGUAAAGGUUGGACGUGCCCUUACCCGCAAUCUGACAUUGUGGAACAAAUUGUAAAAUUCGGUGCAAAAGUGUGUCUAAGCGACGACUCUCACACGCCCUUACAAAUUGGCAUAAACGUGGCGAAGUCCCUCAAUUAUUUGCUUGAGAAUGGUGUCACACAAUUCCAUACGGUCACAGGCGAGGUAGUUUCCAUUGAACGCUUUUUAAAAACUAUGAUCUGA
Molecule: messenger RNA, 855 nt
Organism: Wickerhamiella sorbophila
Lineage: Eukaryota; Fungi; Ascomycota; Dipodascomycetes; Dipodascales; Trichomonascaceae
Product: putative histidinol-phosphatase
Exons: 1
Coding region: 1-855 (284 amino acids)
Biological process (GO): L-histidine biosynthetic process
Cellular component (GO): cytoplasm
Molecular function (GO): histidinol-phosphatase activity
Source: RefSeq, a predicted model, not a curated record